Molecule: messenger RNA, 737 nt
Organism: Cucurbita maxima (winter squash)
Lineage: Eukaryota; Viridiplantae; Streptophyta; Magnoliopsida; Cucurbitales; Cucurbitaceae
Product: cyanogenic beta-glucosidase-like
Exons: 6
Coding region: 63-737 (224 amino acids)
Biological process (GO): carbohydrate metabolic process
Molecular function (GO): beta-glucosidase activity
Source: RefSeq, a predicted model, not a curated record
AAAACCCUUUCUUGAAACUCUCUCCAAAGAUCAGAGCUUUCAAACCCUUCUCUUGAGGCUCAAUGGCUAACGUUGUUAAUAACGACAGCGAGCGUAUCAACAUGGUCAGGCGAAGCAGCUUUCCUGAGGACUUCGUACUUGGUACAGCAUCUUCAGCUGACCAGUAUGAAGGUGAUGCUUUUAAGGAUGGUAAAGGGCCAAGUACAUGGGAUUCCUACACUCACAAACAUCCAGAGAGAAUUGUUGAUCACGAGAAUGGAGAUGUAGCUGUUGAUGAGUAUCAUCGCUAUAAGGAAGACGUUGCCCUCACGAAGAACAUAGGUUUUGGUGUUUAUCGAUUCUCAAUCGCAUGGUCAAGAAUUUUGCCGUUGGGAAAGCUUAGUGGGGGUGUGAACAAAGAUGGAAUAGAGUACUACAAUAAUCUCAUCGAUGAGCUGCUUGCAAAUGGGGCCUUCUUCUUCUUCUAUUCUUUAUUUAAUCUCAAUCAUUAUCUUAACCAAUAUGGAUAUAGAAGGGUCCAAUGCCUCGAUAUAACUCUGACAAACUGGUGGUUGGGAUGUCCCGAUUAUAUGAGUGACCAUGGGUCUAUUCUUGAUGACAUGAUCGAACGAGUUAUGAUGGCCAAUGACAUCCCGAGACUUGGAGUGACAUCAAGACAUGGUGGGAUUGUUUAUCAUGAUGCUAUGUGGGCCCUUUCCUUCAGUGGUGUUCGACAAGAGCCCAUUAGCAAGUGUUAG